Paralichthys olivaceus (Japanese flounder) is the source of this 636-nucleotide messenger RNA. Lineage: Eukaryota; Metazoa; Chordata; Actinopteri; Pleuronectiformes; Paralichthyidae. The record is from RefSeq and is a predicted model, not a curated record.
AUGUUUGUCGUUCGAGAGGACGGCGGCUCUUCACCUGCAGCGGCUUGGGGGGGACAAACAACCACAACCUGCCAUAUUUGUCUAUCGCGAGAGCUGACGUCGCUGGACUCCAUCCUUUCCUGUGACGGACAACAACAGCAAGUUCUCUCCCUUAGGGAUGAAAUAUGCACAUGCACGCUCUGCGCCCGUAGAAAGAAGCAGACGACACACACUGUAAAGUCCAAAGUGGCCCUACAAGCAGCAAGGCAAUUACUCUUGCAGCAGCCAGGCAGUGGCCUGAAAUCUCCAAAGAGCCAGGACAAGCAGCGUCCACUGCAGGUUCCCGUGUCGGUGGCCAUGAUGAGUCCCCAGGUGAUCACGCCGCAACAGAUGCAGCAGAUCCUCCAGCAGCAGGUGCUUUCCCCGCAACAGCUCCAGGCCCUGCUCCAGCAGCAGCAGGCAGUUAUGCUACAGCAGCAACACCUGCAGGAGUUUUAUAAGAAACAACAGGAGCAGCUUCAUCUGCAGCUUCUGCAGCAGCAACAUCCUGGCAAACAGGUUAAAGAGGUGGGUGCAGCACUUCCACACAUUUUCACCACACAAAAAAAUGAUGCCAAUGACUCAAAGGAGACGGAACAAGUUGGACUACAUGCGUAG